Messenger RNA from Phaeoacremonium minimum UCRPA7, 1539 nucleotides. Its product is annotated as putative seryl-trna synthetase protein. The record is from RefSeq and is a predicted model, not a curated record. The coding region runs from base 1 to 1539 and encodes 512 amino acids. Gene Ontology annotation, cellular component: mitochondrion. NCBI's taxonomy places the organism in Eukaryota, Fungi, Ascomycota, Sordariomycetes, Togniniales, Togniniaceae. The transcript has a single exon. Gene Ontology annotation, molecular function: serine-tRNA ligase activity; tRNA binding; ATP binding. Gene Ontology annotation, biological process: mitochondrial seryl-tRNA aminoacylation.
AUGAAGAGCUCACGCCGGCCGUUUACGUGCCUGCAAUGCCUUCUGAGGAAUCGCACGCCCUCGCGUUCCUUUCACCCGUCGAGACCUACUCGAGCCUCCGAGGGCUCCUCUCCCUCCGCAGCCGCUCGUCCGCCUUCAGCUCCCAAACCCGUCAUCGACAUACGGCAUAUUCGCGAAAAUCCCGACUUGUACGAGCAGAACUGCCUCGAGCGCAACUACAAGAACCAGGCCGCUUACCCGGCUCGUAUCAAUGACCUCUUCGCACAGUGGCAAGCCCGCCAACGUGACGGGCGAGCUCGGCGCGAAAAGUCCAACCUCAUCCGCCACCAGAUCGCAUACCCGGCCACGCUCCGCGACGAACAGGACCCCGGUGUGCAGAGCAUAAAGGGCCUCAGCCGUGAGGAGCUGUUGGAACAGGCCCGUGUGCUCAAGGCGGAUCUGGCAGCCAUUGAGGACGAUGAGGCUCGCCUGACGCAGGAGAUUGAGUCUCUGGCCGUGGCUAUUCCCAACCUGACGAGUGAGGAGACGCCGAGGGGUGACAAGCCUCGGCUCUUGAGUUACAUCAACGACCACCCGGAGCCGGAACCGCUCCAGUCGGAUCGCGUGUGGCGAUCCCAUGUGCACAUUGGCUCGGAGCUGGGCCUGCUGGACUUCGCGGGGGCGGCAACUGCGACUGGCUGGGGCUGGUAUUACCUACUGAACGAGGCGGCACAGUUGGAGCAGGCGCUGAUCCAGUAUGCUCUGACGGUCGCGACACGAUACCGCUGGGCCCAGGUCAGCCCGCCGAGUAUGGUCUACAGCCACAUCGCAGCGGCGUGCGGGUACCAGCCGCGCGAUGUCAGCGGCGAGCAGCAGAUAUACUCUAUCGCACAGUCUCAGGCUGACAUCGAGCGUGGUCGCCCUGAACUGUGUCUUGCGGGCACGGCAGAGAUACCCCUAGCCGGCAUGAAGGCCGACACUCAGCUAGAGGAGUCUGAGCUGCCGAUGCGUCGUGUAGGCGUUUCGCGCAGUUACAGGGCUGAGGCCGGCGCCCGCGGCGUCGACACCAAAGGACUGUACCGGGUGCAUGAGUUCACCAAGGUGGAGCUGUUCGCGUGGACGGAGCCCGACGAGGUAGCCGUCACCGAGGUCUUUGAUGAGAUGGUCGACAUGCAAACCGAGAUCCUGCAGUCGCUCGGCCUGCACUGCCGCAUUCUCGAGAUGCCCAGCACCGAUCUUGGCGCCUCGGCGACGCGCAAGAUUGACAUCGAGGCCUUCUUCCCUAGCCGCCGCGAGAAGAACGACGGCUGGGGCGAGGUCACCAGCGCCAGCAUCUGCACCGAUUACCAGACCCGCCGCCUGGGCACGCGCGUCCGCAUUGGCGGCAAGAUGAAUUUCCCCUGGACCGUCAAUGGUACCGCGAUGGCUGUGCCGCGCGUUUUGGCAGCAAUCUUGGAGAAUGGGUGGGACGAGGGUGAGAUGACCGUCACCAUCCCUGAGGUGUUGCGGCCUUGGAUGGAUGGCAUGGAGAAGAUAGGAUUGAAGCACAGGUUACGAUGA